UUUACACUAUAAAACUUAAGGGUCGAAUCGGAUUAGGAUCGGACUUUAUUUUUAUUCAUUUUUGAACUAUAAAUAAGUUAGGGCCCUAUCAAAUUGUGAAGAGUCAUUUGGAUCGCGAUCCAUUACCACCCCUAACUGUACCCGCCAUCCUCCUAGAACCCUAACGCCUUCGUUCUAAAAAAUCUAACCAUGGCAACCGCCGCCGCCGCCGCCGCCCCGCUUGACGACGCCAAGGCCAAGAAUGUUAUACGCCAGGUGGAGUUCUAUUUUAGUGACAGCAACCUCCCCCGCGAUGGGUUCCUACGCAGGACUGUCGAGGAAAGCGAGGAUGGAUUGGUGAGCUUGGCUCUCAUCUGUUCCUUCUCGCGGAUGAGGUCACACCUAGGUCUCGAAGGGGAUGCGAAACCAGAAACAGUGCCAGAGGAGACCGUGCUUGCAGUUGCCGACAUCUUGCGCCGUUCCACAGCGCUCCGCGUAUCAGAGGAUGGGAAGAAAGUUGGUAGGUCUAAGGAGUUGUCGAAGCCAGAUGAGGUUAUAGAGCAAGUGGACUCCAGGACAGUUGCUGCAUCACCGCUUCCUUACAAUGUAAAACUGGAGGAAGUCGAAUCUUUUUUUGCUCAGUGUGGCAAGGUAAAUAGUGUGAGGCUACCUCGACAUGUUUCUGACAAAAGGCAUUUCUGUGGCACUGCUUUAGUUGAAUUUUCAGAAGAAGAUGAGGCAAAAGGCGUUUUUGAGAAAAAUCUCAUUUUUGCUGGGGCAGACCUGGAAAUAAGACCAAAGCCACUACGCACUCCCCAAAAAUAUUCUUCUAGUUGUUGUAUUGAUUGGUUUUGGAAAGAAUUUGAUACUGAAAGAGAGGCAAAGAAAGAAGCAUAUGAGAAGUCACAUCCUAAUAAGAGCAGUCAUGGUGAAGGCUAUCCAAAAGGUCUGAUUCUGGCCUUCAAGCUGAAGAAAACUGCAGAUGAUGGUGAGACAGGAAAAAGUGGUGGGGGCAAAGUAGAUGACACUGACCUUACUAAGAAUAAUGGAGCUUCCGAUGCUACAGAGAAAUCCAGUGUAGAGAAUGAUGAGAAGAUCACUGAGAAUAAAGGCAAUGUGAGUGAGGAGCAGGCCGAUGCCGUUGAGGAAUUGAAAGGGCUGUCUGCUGGGGAAACUUUACAAUCUGUUCCCAAGGUUGAUAAAAGCCCUUCAAAUAAAGAUCAAGAUAUAAUCUCGAGGGAGGAUUUAAAAGAAGAAUUCACUAAAUUUGGCACAGUGCGGUAUGUGGACUUCAGCAUUGGGGAAGAUUCUGGAUUCAUUCGGUUUGAGGAUCCUGCAGCAGCUGACAAGGCCCGUGCAUUUGCAGCCAUUGCAGAUGAAGGUGGUUUGACUAUGAAAGGCCACAUAGUCAUUUUGGAACCUGUGUCUGGUCAAGCUGAAAAGGAUUAUUGGAGUGCAAUUCGGGGCGUUCAGGAGAAAUAUAAAGAUAGCCGAAACAACAGAGGACGGGACUGGAAGAACAACCGAGGCGGAAAGCAGUUUGGCGGUGGGAAGCGGGGUCGCCACUUCGACUCCCGUGACAGGGCCUCCAAUAAAGCUCAGAAAGUUUAGAUGCAGGAUAUAGAUUUAAUCUCCAUAUAUAAUGAGGAAAACAUUAUUUUGCGCUUCUUCAGUUUGCAUCGUGGAAUUGUCAUUUGUUUUUUAUGUUUAUUUUCUCUUUGUGAAUGUUGGCCUGCACUUUGAAGAGCAAUCUAUGAACCACGAGGCAUGCAGCAUGCUGAUAAUGGAAGGGGCUUGGCUCCCUCUAUGGUUGUUCAAGUAUAUUGUACUAUUACUCAUUAGUUAUACUAA
Molecule: messenger RNA, 1830 nt
Organism: Zea mays
Lineage: Eukaryota; Viridiplantae; Streptophyta; Magnoliopsida; Poales; Poaceae
Exons: 11
Coding region: 190-1590 (466 amino acids)
Biological process (GO): RNA processing
Cellular component (GO): nucleus; ribonucleoprotein complex
Molecular function (GO): mRNA binding
Source: RefSeq, a predicted model, not a curated record